GCUGCAGUCGGUCCGGAGCCCGCCGAUACUGCAGUCGAUCCGGAGCCCGCCGAGGCUGCAGUCGAUCCGGAGCCCUCCGAGACUGAAGUCGAUCCGGAGCUUGCUGUGGUAGAUCUUGAUGGGGAGUCGCCAGCCGAGAUCGCUGGUGCAGACCUUCCGGGUGAGAGCAUCGCUGAGAUGGAAGCUCUUGCAUGUGCACCCCUGCCGGGCCUUAUUGAGAGCAUCGAUGAGAUCGAGGCUUGCCAGGAGAUGAUCGAAGCUUGCACCUGUGUCAUCGCGAUCGAUGACGAGAUGGAGGUGCCUGCUGCUCCGAAGCGAACAGCGGAGGACAUGGAAGCGGAUGGAUCGUACAAGUACCCCGCGCCGUUGCCCGUGCCCAGCAUGGACGCCAUCUUGGAGAAGGCUGCUGUGGCCGAUGCUCCUGUCUACGGUGAUCAGGGGCAGGAUGGUGGUGCGGCGAAGAAGCGCCGCAAGGUUCCGAAGGACCGUGUGGACGCGAAGGUCGCGAAGGGCGAUCCGAAGGCCGCUGAUGCGGCUGCAGUGGCCGUGCCAGGCAUGGCUGCGGCUGAGCUGCCAGAGGAUCUGUCAGGCCUCACGAGACAGGAGCUCAUCGAGAAGCAUCGUGCCUUCGAGCCGCCAGUGCAUGUGACUACGAACCACGUGUAUAGCAACACGUACCACAAUUUUGCCAAGAAGGGCCCCACGGGGAUGCAGCUACGAGCCAAAGCACGGCAGUCUACGGGUAUCUUCAAGCAGCACCGGCUUUGCCUUCCAGCCUUGGUUACCAGCUUCCGUGCCAAACAUGCAGCCAGAAAGCCAGCCGCUGAGGAGGAGGAUGGCCCGGCGAAGUCAUGA
Messenger RNA from Symbiodinium necroappetens, 855 nucleotides. Lineage: Eukaryota; Dinophyceae; Suessiales; Symbiodiniaceae. The record is from the annotation of a GenBank genome assembly.